UCUAUUUUACAUAGGCGAAGGUCACUUUCGCUAUUUAAUACAAUAAUGCACACACAAAGUCUAGUCCUGUCGGAAAUAACCUGAGUAAAAAUAAAAUAUCGGCAGAGAUUCGUCGAAGUCCGCUGGUCAGCGUUGGCGGGUAAUAUUGAACACAUGUACUUGCGAUAGCACGACGGUGGCUGUGGCAUCUACGUAGCUGACGGUGAAACUAUUUUGGGAAACGUCUGCCUUACAGUAUACGCGUGCUAAUCCAACAGUCAACAGUUCUUUGUCUUAUUAAAACGUAUUACUCGUUACCUAUUUUAAAAUCGCGCACCCUGAUCUGAAUUCAACCGGAUGAAAGUGCGUCUUGUUUAUAAAAGUAUUCCAAAAUGGGAAAUGUACUCAGUAGUGCUUCGGCAAGGGAACGUGCAACUAAAGGCGUUCUAAGUGACAAAUCAACAAUGGACAUUGCAUGUGAUAUUAACAAAACAGAAAAAAAUGAAGAAGUUGAAGAAUUCUAUGAUACUUUUGAUGAUAAUCAAUUAAUUGAUGAUAAGGAAGCUCGCGCAAAAGCUAAAGAAGAAGAAAUGAUUGCAUUCCACAAACAACUUGAUAUAAAGAGGGAAAUAAGAAAACAAAUUCUAACUCGACACAGAACUGAGAAAGAAGAAUUAGAAAAAAGUUUAGAAAAAGAAAGAAAAUCUAAACUACAGUUAUAUGAGAGCAAUAAACAACUGCGUGAAAUAUUGAGUAAAAAUAGUAUUGAAAUUCCUGAAGAACUUCAAGACAUUCAAGAAAAUUCUGAAUUAACAAACACAAUACUCCAAAUGAAGGAUGAAUUUGAAAAAUUGAAGUCCAAUAAUAAUAAUUUAAGAAAAAAUUUAGCCGAAUCCAACAAUGCACUGCAAUCUGCUUUUUCGGAUAUUGCGGAUUUAAAUGCACAAAACACAGAAUCAAUUAAACAUAUUAAUGCGUUAAAAGAAGUGGUAACAGUGAGCAAAACAAUGAUAAAUCUUCGUGAACAACAGUUAAAUGAGUUAAAAUCUAAGCUAAAUGAAAUAGAACGAUCACUAGCCGAUAGAGAGACAAAUAUGUUAUCCACCGAUCUGAGACAAGAAUAUGAACGCCAAUUGCAAAAUAUUCGAACUUUACGCAGCUUAUAUGAAGAGCGUGCUCGAUUAUCCGAAGUUACAAGACUGGGCUUAGUUCGCGAACUUGAAGAGCAGAAAUUACUUCAUCAAGCUGAAGUCAAUAAGUGUAAAAAUCUUUCUGAUAAAGUGGAAGAACUAGAAGCAACAGUAGAUACGUUGCAUGAAAAAAUCGACAACAAAAACACUCAAUUGUCCACUUUUCAAGAUGAAACACGUGGACUAAAGUCUGAAAUGUCUGUAGUUAAUAAAUUAUUUUCCCAAGUACUACUUGGGUAUAAAACAAAAUAUGAUUUGGACAAAUUAGUUCAUCGUCUGGAAGAAAAUCAUGGAAUAUUAACUCACAUGGCCGAAAAAGAAAAUGGAUCAGAAGCAUCUACAGCUUUACCUAAACUUCUUCUGGAACUUAUAAGUCAAGUAGAUGACGGUGAAGAAAGCAUAAUCAAUGAAGAAUUAGAAACCGAUAAAUCAACAGAUAUAUCUACCGAAUCAACAGAUAUAUCUACCGAAGUUACAGAGUGUUUAAAUGCAUCGAAUACAACACCGGAGGAAAUUGUUCAAAAUCUUCCAAAAGUAUGGAGAGUGUUAAUGGAGCUCUUGAGUCACCAAAACGUUACUGAUGCAAACCUGCCAGAAAAGGUCACGACAUGCUAUAAAUCGGUAGAAACCAAAUCGGGGCCUGUACUAGUGCCAAGUGUUAGCCAAACUUAUAUUAGAUUAAAAGAUUUAAUUGUUGAAAAGCUUGGACUCAUCAAAGAAGUUAACAGAAUGAAACAACUUAAUGGUCAUUUAGAAACCCGUCUAGAAGAACAAGAACGUAGACUUUGCCUUGUCACUGCUGAACUGAGUAAAACUUGGCAUGUUGUUGGAAGACUACGCCGACACCAUCAUCAAUUGCAUACACAUGAGAAAAUAUUGAAAUACGAAUUACAACAAAAAAGAAAACUCCUAAAUGAACUAAAAGAAGAGCUAGAAUAUUGUCGAGAAAAAUGGAUUCAGGCUCGUGAAAAAAAUUCUCAAUCAGAAAGAGACUGGAGAACAUUAAGAGCAGAGUUUUCUAGUAGAAAAACGAAAUCUGGAUCGCCUUCACUUAACAACUCUGCCGAAAGUGGUUAUAGCGAUGAAAGACCUUCAGAUGACUCCUCUGGGUCCAAUGAUGAAAGUGAAUAUGUAACAGAAUCGCGAUUAAGGUGUAAAAAAAAUAUGAAAUCUUUUGAAACAGUUUUAGAUUCCAGUACGGACUUUAAUCCAGUUGCUGAAAGAGAGGAUCCAGCUAGUGAUAUGCUUGAUGUUGCUGAUUUACCUUUGGAUAAUCAAGAUGACAGUCACAAUGAAGAUCUUCUUAAAAGUGUUAAAAGCAGUGAGGAGACUGAAGAUGAAAUAGGUGAUAUUACAAACGAUUCGUCUAUUGAAGUAACAACUAUUAAAGUUACAACUGCAGAUGCUGCUUCAAAUAGUACUGAUGGAAAUAUUGAAGAAAACAUUGGACGAUCUACAGAAAUCGGGUCAUCCACCGAGCCACCAAUGAUUGAUCCUAAACAAAUAUUGAAAAACAUCAAAUUACAAAAUGAAAGACUUGCUAAAAAAGAUGAAAGACUUGAAAAUUUAGAAAAAAAUAGUGAAAUCCUACUAAAGAAAACACAUAACCUUACUAAAUUCAGCGAACAAAUAAACAGCACGUUGAGUCAACUUGUUAAUCGACCUUCAUCAAGUAUUAGUAAUGUUGACGCGGUAACUGACUCUGAUAUAAAUAAUGACGGUACAGAUUUACAAACAGAUCUACACAUUAAUGAAAUAUGUUCAGAAAAUCAGAAUACUCACAUUGAAACAAAAUUGGUAGAUGUUAAUAUUCCUAAUCAAGACAAUAAAGUAACUGAAUACACAAUAUCAAAUAAUUUCACUAAUGGUACUUCGGAUUCCACAUCAAAUUCAUCAUGUUCCUUAUACGAAAUACCAGAAACAUCUGAAGCAGAUUUGAAAUCAUUUAUGGAAGUUAAUGAGGAACAAGAUAAAAGUCUCGGAGAUAAAGAUGAAAAAGUUCAAAAUCCAAUAUCUGGUUGCGUCGAGAUUCUAGACACUGAUACUAAUAAAGAAAAUCUUGAUGUAUUAAAUAGCUCUGGAUCCAUUGUGACAGUUCAGCCUACACAGGAAGAUAACGAUUCAGAACCAAAAGAACAUAUCCCAAUAGCAACUAACGAUAAUAAUCAGCCGUCAACAUCCAGUGAGAUCGAUCACGAAGCAAGAUUUGCCGCACGUGACAUACGUUUAAAAAGAUUGGAAGAACAAACAAAAUCUCUUGUCAAUAAGGUAAACAAAACAACUACAAAAGGUGUAAAAAUACAUUACAAAUUAGAGGAACUACAUAAUAUAUAUGGUUCUGAAAAUUCGCGCGCUGGCACGCCUUCUGAAGAGAAUGAUGACAAAACUCCGAUGGAUGGAAACGACUCUGAUGAUUAAAUUAAUAUGACUCGUGUUAUAAAUUCUUAUUUCAUAUACAUAUUUUAUAAGCAUAAUUAAUGUAUGUUUAAUUGAUUCGCAUGUAAUAAUUUAGAAAUAAUAAAAACUACAUUUUCGUCUCACAAUAAAUGUAUUAGAAAUUCAGCUAUGAAUAAAAAAACAUAAUUAAGAAUUAAUUAUAAUAAAAUUAUAAUCAGGUACAUCAAUAUUGCCAAAAUUCAAAGAAAAAUUACGGCUUUAAUUUAAUACCUAUCACUUAAUUUAAUAUUCACUAGAUAGCAAUACAUAAAUUACUACAUUUGGAAAAGAAAUUUGAAUUACACGUUUCAAUGCUGAUUAUAAUUAAGUACAAUGAUUUUCUUAACUUGCAGUAUCCUAUCUAUCUAAAAGAAUAAUAAUCAAAUAAUUCAAUUACUUAAAAGUAAAUUUUAUACUAAUCCAGAACUAUGUUUUUUUCUAAUGAUGGAAUGGUGCUCACGGCUGCGCUAAUAGUGUACGCUGCUAGAGCACCAGUGGAGGAUGAUAAGAUGAGAAUGAAAUCAAGUCAAUUAGCCAGGAAUGGUUUCCGAGUAGGAUUAGCUCCAUAAGUCGAGCUAACAUGUUAACUAGCAAGUAAUCCCCUCCGGAAAGUAUGUUAAUAAAAAUAAAGUAGACAUAGACACGGUAAUUAGUAUUACAAUUUAUAGAUAGAUAUGUAAAGAUCGGUGGAUUUGUAAAUAUUCCUAAUUCUUAAAAUCAAUUGACGUUUUGUUUAAAUGGUAAAUAAUAUAUCUCUAGAGAUACAUAAAUAAUUCGUUAACAUCAAUAGGUACAAAUUUUAUAUGCAUGUGCAAUUUACAAUUGAGUGUAAUUACGUUUUAUGUUAAAAUAUUUUUAUCGUAAUAAUUAGAUACCGUGAAAUACAAAUGUUUAUUAAGUAUGUUCCAGGCUUAUAGACUAAAUAUUUAUCUAUGAACACUUCGUAAAAUUAAACAGGUAGUUAGCGUCUAAUAUAAGCGCCCAUCAGCUUUGACUAAGAAAUUUUUAUAAUUUUCAGACAUGUCACUGGUAGAAAAUUUUAGAGAAUAA
This is a messenger RNA of Achroia grisella, 4655 nucleotides long. Its product is annotated as interaptin. Lineage: Eukaryota; Metazoa; Arthropoda; Insecta; Lepidoptera; Pyralidae. The coding region runs from base 372 to 3587 and encodes 1071 amino acids. The transcript has 6 exons. The record is from RefSeq and is a predicted model, not a curated record.